This is a messenger RNA of Nerophis lumbriciformis (worm pipefish), 3978 nucleotides long. The record is from RefSeq and is a predicted model, not a curated record. Lineage: Eukaryota; Metazoa; Chordata; Actinopteri; Syngnathiformes; Syngnathidae.
CACACACACACACACACACACGCACCCGCACAGGAGUGCUGCCGAGAGGCAAGGACUGCAGCAGCAAGUGUGGUUGAGGUACUCGUCACCGCGAGGACAGAGAAACCCGGUGCGUCUUUGCAGCGGGUGGAGUGUUGCAUUCCAAGAGCAGAUAGCUUAUGUUAUCCGGCCUCCUCUGCACUGCCUCUGCAUCCCGUUCCUAUCGCUCCUCCCACUCUAACUCUUCCUCCUCCGCCUCCUCCUGCCGCCUACUGCCUCGCUAGACAGGACUAUAGAUUGACCGGGACUAGCAAGCGGCGGAUGAACAGGUUUGCUCCGGCUGCGGCGAUGCUAAGACCGCAUCUUCUCCUCUUCUCGCCUGGAUUUUAAUCGAGCGGAGAAGAUAACACCCCACUUGCCAGAUAUAUCGGAUGCCCGUGUGCCCGCUGACCAGCGUUGUCAUUGGCUCGUUUUGAUUUUUGCUGGGUGUUUUGGCCUUUCCUGGCUAGCAGGCACUGCAGCAUCAGGACCGCAUGAAAUAGUAGGGCAUGAGGACCCAGAGGCGAUCCGAGCAGGCUUGAGUGCUUCCUUUGCUACCACUGCUGAGGUGCUUAUCUUCAUUUUUUUUCUCCUCCAGAAUAGGGUGUCUGGCGGUGGGGGGUGGCGGGGAGCGCGAGCACAGGUAUCCGGGCCCCUGCAGAGCAGAGCCGGGUGGUCUGGUGUGCAGAAGAAGGAAGCAGGACGUCCUGUGGGAAAGGAGCAGCACCAGCCUUGGCCUCCUGAUGGUGGCUAUUUUUGUCUCCCCUAGCUGAGUGACUGGGACAGCAGGUGCAAGAGAAGAUGCUUAUGGCCCGGGACACGGCACGAGAUGAGGCUCAAAAGCUGCACAGGAAGUGGCUGAAGCACCAGGCCUUCAUGGCAGAACUGGCCCGCAACAAGGAAUGGCUGGCCAAGAUAGAACAGGAGGGUCAGGACCUGAUCCAGGAGAAGCCUGAACUGCGCACAGUAGUGCAGCAGAAGCUGGAGGAGAUCAGAGAAUGCUGGUCGGACUUGGAGACCACCACCAAGGCCAAGGCUCGCCAGCUCUUUGAGAACAACAAGCCGGAGCCAGCAGUGAAGAACUAUUCGGACCUCGACAACCAGCUCUCCCACCUGGAGCAGCAGCCCCCACAACUGGAACAAGCUCACCAUCUGCCCACCUUCAAUGAGCAGCUCCAGAAGUUCCAGGCCAUGGAGUCUCAGUUUAGGGACCUUUACAAGGAUGUGGAGGAACUGGGCAGCUUGCCGGGGGUUUGCCUUCCCCAGCAGCGAGGUGUAAUGGCGGGCGACAAGGAGGGUGGUGAGCAGUCAGGCGUGGUGGAGACCCGCAUUGUGCGCCUGAUUGAACCGCUGAAGGAGAGACGCCGCAUCUUGCUGGCCUCCAAAGAGAUGCACCAAGUCGCCCAGGACCUGGAGGAUGAGAUGCUGUGGAUUCAAGAAAGACUUCCCCUGGCAUCCUGCAAAGAAUACGGAAGUAACCUCCAGAGUGUACAUCAGCAUGUAAAAAAGAACCAGACUCUUCAGAGGGAGUUGGCAGGUCGGCGAGCUCGUGUUGAGGAGGUUCUGGACAGAGCGGGAAUCAUCGCAUCGCUGCGCACUCCUGAGGUGGAGUUUGUGCGCGAAGGAGCUGGCCAUGUGCGGCAGCUGUGGGAGGUGUUUCAGAUGGAACUGGAAAGGCGGUCUGUGAUCCUGGAUGCAGCGCUGCAGGCUCAACAGUACUACAGCGAGGCAGUCAAAGUGGAGUCCUGGCUGGCAGGUCAGAAGCUCCAGCAGGUCAAUGAAGAAAAAGGCACGGAUGAGGCGAGCACCCUGCAGCUGUUGAAAACCCACCUGGCUCUGGAGCAAACUGUGGAAACAUAUGCAGAGACUGUGGGCAUGCUAUCCCAGCAAUGCCAGCACCUGCUGGAGCUCGGACACCCAGAGAGUGAGCAGAUCACCAAGCAGCAGUCCCACAUAGACCGGCUGUAUGUGUCCCUGAAGGACAUGGUGGAGCACAGAAAGACCAAGCUGGAGCAGCAGUAUUGGCUUUAUCAGCUCAACAAGGAGGUGGAGGAAUUGGAGAAAUGGAUCACUGAAUGUGAGGCGGUGGCAAGUUCUACCGAUCUUGGCCAUGACCUGGAGGAUGUUACGAUUCUCCAGGAGAAAUUCACCAAAUUUGCCUCGCAAACAAACAACAUUGGUCAGCGGCGGAUGGAGCAGGUGAACAAAAUGGUGAAUGAAAUGAUCGACUGCGGUCAUUCGGAUGCAGCCACCAUCGCCGAGUGGAAGGACGGACUGAACGAGUCCUGGGCAGACCUCCUGGAGCUGAUGGAGACCCGCAGACAGAUGCUGACAGCCUCCAAACAAUUACACAAGUUCUUCACUGACUGCAAAGAGGUUUUGGCUCAGAUCGCAGGGAAGGUAAAGCAGCUGCCAGAAGUGAGGGCGUGCCAAGCCAACAUCUCCAAUCCAGCCACCCUGCAGAGACUAAUGCACUCUUUUGAGCAUGCCCUUCAACUCUUAGUUACACAGGUACGACAGCUACAGGAGAAUGCCGCGCAGCUGCGUACUAUUUAUGCUGGUGAGAAGGCCGAGGCAAUUAUGCUGAAAGAGCACGAAGUGAUGGAAGCCUGGAAGGAACUGCUGAGCUCCUGUGAGGCCAGUCGUGUCCAGGUCACCUCAGUCACAGACAAAGUGCAGUUCUUCUCAGUGGUGCGUGAAAACCUCAUGUGGAUGGAAGGCAUUAUGGGCCAGAUCAGAUGGGACGAGCCCAGAGAUCUGACUGCUCUGGAGGUCAUGAAUAAGCAACACCACGAGCUGAAAGUCAAAAUAGAUGGCCGCAGCAAGACCAUUCAGCAGUGUGCAGAUCUCGGCAAGAUCCUAAUAGCUGCUGGGAACCCUGCAACAGAGGAGAUUAGAGAUAAAUUGGACAGUCUUUUGGCCAAACAAAAGGAUCUGGUUGAAAAAUGGGACAAACACCAGGAGAAGUUACAACGCAGACAUGAGAGGUUCCAGUUUGCCCAGGAGACCGUGAAGGCAGAAGCCUGGCUGAAAGGCAAGGAGCCUCUGAUCACCUCCAAGCAGCCAGAGGGAGGAGAAGCCCAGGCCCAAACUGAUGAGGUUGAGCAGCUCAUCCUUCGCCAUGAAGCCUUUCGCAAGGCUGCUGUAACCUGGAAAGAACGCUUCAGCUCUCUCCGCCAGCUUUCUGCAGCUGAGAAGAAAAAAGAGGAAGAGAAAAAGACCCCACUCUCCAGUCGAAGGAUGUUCCCAAUAUCAUGUCUGACUCCAUCCAGUCCUUCAUCCACUUCAAUGUUCAUGAGGCAGACGGUACAGGCCCAAAUAGAGUCCACACCCUUACAGACCAGUGUGGAACUGGGUGCCACCAAUGUAACCCAGAGAGUGUCCUCAACGCUUUCCAGCUACAACCCGAUCAUAAAUGGAUCAGGCCAUCACAGCCUGGAGCCACAGUGUAGUGGAAAGUUAGCAAGCUCCUCAUAUUUUGGGAUGAACCACCCGGCUAUUGGGGGUGGAAGUGACUCUGCUUUUUCAGCGUUGCCGUGCCAUGGUGGAGGCUCGGACACAUCAAAUUACCUUGGGAUAAACAAUCAAAUAACUGACAGUGCUGAGAGCUCUGGGUACUUUGGACUGUCUGCUGGCUGUGUGGGUGGUUCUGGCUACUCAAUGCAAAGCCAUCCAGGCAGUAGCAGGUUAGGAAGUUCAGGUAACCUGACUCAGGAGCAAGGUGGUGGAGGGAUGGGAAAUCCUGGGUUUCUUCCUCAGCAGAAUGUGGGAAGUUCUGCCUAUUUGAUGCAACAAAACGUGGGAGGUUCAGCUUACUUGACACAUCCACAAAAUAUGGGAAGUUCGGGGUACUUAACACAACCACAAAACAUAGGGAGUUCUGGGUACUUGGGACAGCAGCCCAAUUUGGGGAGUUCAGGAUAUCUUGCCUCGCAGCCUAAUUUAGGGAGUUCUGGAUUC